Stylophora pistillata is the source of this 2637-nucleotide messenger RNA. RefSeq lists its product as uncharacterized. NCBI's taxonomy places the organism in Eukaryota, Metazoa, Cnidaria, Anthozoa, Scleractinia, Pocilloporidae. The record is from RefSeq and is a predicted model, not a curated record.
UUCCUUCUUCCUUUCCCCCCACCCCUAAAAAAACUAUGGAAGAGGAUAGUGUGAAGAACGCCGUGUGUGCGUGCGCAUGAGCGUGCAUACAGAGUGACAGCCUUAUGGGAACACGUACACGUAAAGUACUGUACAUGUCCGUUGUGAAAUGGCAGUAAAGUGUCUGGUUUCUUGAUGUGAUCAACACAACAUUUAUUCCCACCUGGCGAAUACAAGCUAAUCCAGACGAGAAUGUAGAAUUUUAAGGAGUUGAUAAAGGAAAAUUAGUUGAUCGUGAGCAGAUCUUAUGAUUGUCUCGGGAACUUAUCCAUGUCCAAGUUUGAAUUGAUUAACUUUCCUUUGUAGUGAAUAUGCAGACAGUCAACACUGCUGCAAUUGUUACAAACCAACACAGCUGAAGUAGAUAAUCAGUAAUAAUUGAGUGAAAUCUAUUUUAAAGGAAAUGAAAAUAGAUAACGCUGACAAAAGUGUACGCCCACUUCUUGCUGGUAUUUAACAAUAUUUUCUUCGCAAUGUUUUUGUUAGGGAGCAGGGCUUUAUUUUUUAUGUAUACCAAGCCUCAGCUAUACUUCACAAGUAUAUACUUAAGAAGCAUCACUGAUUGUCAUGGCACCAUUAAGAAAUAUUUAGAAAGCGCCUUAUGCAACAAUUAUGAAUAAAGACACUAGUUAAUGAUAAGAGGAUUGGAGCAACAUCUAGUAAAUAGAAUGUAUAUGGAUGCUUGUAUCUUUUUUCUUUAACUGAUUAUAAUGAUCUCAAUUCAAGGCUCUGGGGAAAGAUUCUCUCCUCUGACGUUUUGCUGUUAUUAACUUUAGCAAUGACGUGACAAAGUUAAAUGAAUGGGGUUAAGUGAAAGUUUUUUCGGCUGAUAAAUUUUUAAUAAUCAACAUUAUGGCGAACACCUUCAAUUUGCUUCGCGGAGGUUUUUGAGUUACUUUGCAUUCAUAACCAACAACGAGAACUGCGAUUUGCUAUCGGGGUAAUGAGGUUGUCUUUUGCAUUCUUUUUUUAAGGAAAUGCCUGACAAAGACCUCUGGUAUGUUAACAGUGUCUUAACUUUUGUGCUUGUCACUUGCUGAUAACAGGUCACUGUUUAAACGUUAUUUCGCUAUUUUCCCAUUAGAGUGAAAUUGUUGAUAUAGAGAUGAUAUGUUUCGCAAGGAAGUUUUCGUUUCUUGGACAGUGACUGGGGAAAUCUCAUACUUUGGCGUAACGAUUCUAAUGCUUUAAAAACAAGAGUGGUUGCAAUAGUUUUUUGUACAUCUCUACCAGAAACUAAUUGUCUAUCUAUUCUGGCAGAUGUCAAUCAGUAAGUUAAGCAAUGAAGAUGCUGGUAGUUACAAGCGUUCUGAUCUGUCUAGCUGCUCUGUGCCUUACAAGAGCCGAAGAUGAUAAAAAUGAAUACCAGAUGUCGAAAGCAUCUAAGAAAUCCAUUGAACUACAAACUGCUUACGUUUACCGUAAAAAUAUGCCCAAGAGACAUCAUUACUCUGUGAUCCUUGGAAGCAGUGGUAAAACCGUCAUUGGGCCGCUUGUUCCUGAGUCCGACGAUGAACAGAUCCACAGAGUACAAGGAUUUGUACUUAAGCCAGACGCCAUCAAGAUAGGUAACCCCAUAGAAUUUGCUGGAACAGCUCUAAGCACCCACAAUCGCUAUCGCAAAUAUCACCACGACCCUGCACUGAGGUGGUCUGACAGGCUGUCAUCGCAGGCGAAUAAGAUAGCUUAUCAAAUGGUGCAGCAAUUCAGUAAGGAGAACUCCAAGAGAUUUGAGGUGCCUGACGAAGAGAGCCUGGGAGAGAAUGUGGAACGAUUUCUCGGUGUGGAGUUUGGAUGCGACUCGACUGCAGCCAUGAAAGCAACUGAUAACUGGUACCAGCAAAGCAAAAACUAUAGUUACAACUACCCUCACAUUCAAGAUGGAACUAGCUCCUUUACCCAACUGGUUUGGAAAAGCUCACAGUCCUUUGGUAUGGGUUGUGCUCUACGUAAAGGACUCCUGGCCAAUGACGUAUUUGUGGUGGCUCUGUACAAUCCCCCUGGGAACGUAGGGGACGGGGUGUCUCUGAAUGUCUUGAGGCCUGGGAUCAAAGAGGCGGCCAAGCCUGAUGUGUACUCAAAUAUAUUUCGUAGAAACAAAAUGACUAAGAGUAGAGACAGCAUAAACCGUAAAAAGUAGAUUAUAAACUACUACCUAAAAGAAUGCUAAGUGAUAUCCUAAAGUUUUUAUCAAGAAAAAGUAUCCAAAUGAAUUCCUUUGUAAAAGUACGAACCAGUUGUUUGUAAAUCUAAAAUUGUCGGAUUGGGCCCCUGUAAAUUUAUAUCUACCUUAAUUAGUUGAAGUGUUUCUUUACGCCAUGCUUAUCGUGCCUGUUUGCGAUGCUGUGGUAAGUAGGUGCGCUAAAUCACAAAAUUUUUGUGAUCACCCUUGCUAUUAAGAAUAUUUUUUUGAAAUAGCACCCAGCUUAUUACAUGUAUUUAAUAGCCCUUCAAACGGAUCAAUAUCCAAUGCUGUCUUGUGACCAACUGACAAUCCAACAUUUACAAAGGAUAAUUUAUGCCUGUCUAUCGGGCCUGAGGGGGGUGAAGAAGACAGAAAAAUAAAACUGUUAUUGGUUCUAAUGAACUAAUCUAUGA